Molecule: messenger RNA, 1035 nt
Organism: Acaulospora morrowiae
Lineage: Eukaryota; Fungi; Glomeromycota; Glomeromycetes; Diversisporales; Acaulosporaceae
Source: the annotation of a GenBank genome assembly
AUGGCAGAGAGAUAUCUAGAUUCUUUAGCAAAACUUGAUGGUAAUCAACUUCGCAUCAUCGGUGAAAUUGUAAGGCCCAAGGGUACACACGGUGCAAUUCUUGAAUUGCAAAAAAUAUUAAACAACAUUAAAGAAAAAUCACCUGAAGAAUCUGAUGAUCUCUUUGAAGAUAAAGAUACUUUUGAAAACGAUGAUAAAAACCUUCAUAAAGAAAUCAUAUUAUAUAUUGAAGAUCACACAAAUGCUGAUGUUGCAUUUAUUUUUGAUUUAAUUAGGUUUACAUGCGAAAUGAUCGCAAAAGGAAUCCCUCAACGACAAAAUUCUGAACGAGACAUUGAUAUGUUUAUAAAGAGACACGUAUUCUCUUGCUUCGACACUAUCCUAGAUAGUCAUUUUGGUGAGGUAGUGUCGAGAUCUUCUAGAAAUUGUCGAGUAGAAGCUAUAGAUGCAUCAAGUAAUAUAGAAGGAUAUCACCUUGACUGGAUGUUUACGAAACAUGAUUUAGGAAAAGAACUGUGCUGGGGUCGGGAAUUUUCACUUUGUGAGCGAGCUGGCUCCAAGAGUGAAGAUACACGAAAGGUUCUUUCGAAUACUCUUAAAGUACAAAAAACCUUAAGGGAUAUGCAUCGAAAUUUAUUUGAAUCAAUAUCUGCUGAGAGUAACGGAACGCUAUCAAAACCAGUCAUUCAUGCUAGCACCAAACUUUUGAUGCCUGGAUUUUUGUCAUCAUAUUUUUUCUUACGUAUAAUUUUAAUCAUCUAUAUUGGAGGUGGAUUCUAUGUAUCUGCCAAUUUAGCGGAUUUUUACAUUCCAACAAAAUAUGAGGAACUAGAGUCAAUCCUUAAAAUCUCGCGUACAAUGCUUCAAAUAAAGAAAUUAUUAUCCACCACUAUUUCUCGAUUUAAAAGUAUGAGAAACAGAGCAGAAAAGGAAAAAUUUUCUCCGGGAAAAGUGAAAGUUCCUACUAGAAAGCAGAAAUUCGGAUCGCCCCCAAAACCGAAGAAUCCAAUUGAACAGAAAAGGCCGGAUAAAUAA